Molecule: messenger RNA, 1047 nt
Organism: Alternaria triticimaculans
Lineage: Eukaryota; Fungi; Ascomycota; Dothideomycetes; Pleosporales; Pleosporaceae
Exons: 1
Coding region: 1-1047 (348 amino acids)
Biological process (GO): maturation of LSU-rRNA; maturation of 5.8S rRNA
Cellular component (GO): preribosome, large subunit precursor
Source: RefSeq, a predicted model, not a curated record
AUGGUCAACACAUCGCUGAAACGGAGACGGACCGAGGAGCAGUUGCGCGGAAAGGUGCCCAAGAAGGAGAAGAGAAAGGUCAAGAAGCAGAAGAACUACCACAGUUCGAGCGAGGAGGAAGGCGGCGCGCGCGAUGCUCCAUUGCGCGGAAGCAGCCAGGAGCCCGAGGAGCCAUUCCAGCCGUCUGGUGUCAAUGCGACGUUACCCGGAAAGCAAGAACUCUCGAAGCAGCAGCUGAGAAAACAGGCAAAGUUCGAGGCCAAGAAGGCGGCACAGCAAGCAGCAGCGGCAGAGGAGUCUUCAGCCAGCGACGACGAAGAGGAAGUCGAAGCGGCACCCGCGCAGAAACCUGAGCCCAAGUUCAAGGCCAGCAUACCUGCACAAGCCCCGGCAAAGUCUGCACUGAAGAAGACUGCGCCCGUCGACCACGAAGCGCCAUUGCCCAGUGACGCCGAAGACGAUGUGGAGAUGGACGACUCUGAACCUGAGGCGGAUGAGUUCUCCAUUGCCGAUUCCGAAUCAGAUGCCUCCGAAACAUCAACCACGGCCGCGCGCAAAGUACGGAAACGGAACGACCCCGAAGCCUUCGCCAACUCCAUCUCCAAGAUUCUUGGUUCGAAGCUGACGACAUCGAAACGCUCCGAACCCAUUCUGUCCCGCAGCAAAGAUGCCGCCACUGCCAACCGCGAGCUCGCCGACUCGAAACUCAGCGAGAAGGCGCGACGACAAAUUGUUGCUGAGCGGAAGGCGGCACAAGAAAAGGGCCGCGUGAAGGACGUCCUGGGCCUGAACGACCCCAACGUCAGCACAGCCGCCACAUCAGCGAAGGAGAAGGAGCUCAGGCGGACGGCACAGAAGGGUGUCAUCAAGCUUUUCAACGCCGUACGAGCGGCGCAGGUCAAGGGUGAACAAGCCGAGAGGGAGAGCAAGGCGGGCAUGGUCGUCGGCAUGGACAAGAGGGAGGAGAAGGUCAAGGAGAUGAGCAAGCAGGGUUUCCUCGACAUGAUUACAGGAGGACAGAAGAAGGAGGGUAGCGUGGAGGCCUGA